Molecule: messenger RNA, 1203 nt
Organism: Aspergillus affinis
Lineage: Eukaryota; Fungi; Ascomycota; Eurotiomycetes; Eurotiales; Aspergillaceae
Product: CUE domain-containing protein
Exons: 5
Coding region: 1-1203 (400 amino acids)
Biological process (GO): ubiquitin-dependent protein catabolic process
Cellular component (GO): cytoplasm
Molecular function (GO): ubiquitin conjugating enzyme binding; ubiquitin binding
Source: RefSeq, a predicted model, not a curated record
AUGUCCGAAGAAGACAAGAGUUCCACCAUCAAGCCCCCCGCUGGGCCCCUCAGUCCGAAACCCGAGUCCCCUACUACGGCACGUCCUAUGGAUUUCGAUGACGAGCCCCAGGAGUCUGGCGUUACUUCGGCUCCUCCUUCAGCAACAACGCAGCCGAAUGCGACGGAAGCUGCCCCGCCAAAACCGCCGCGCCCAUUGAGCCCUCGGCAGCAGGCAGAGAACACUCUCAAAGAAGCGUUCCCCUCGGUUGAGGAAUCAGUUGUCAAGGCAGUGUUGACAGCAAGCAAUUUCGAUGUCGAGCGGGCCUUCCAUGCUCUUCUAGGCAUGACCGACCCGAACGCAGAGGAAGUGACUGCUCCCCCCAAACCUCCUCGUCCAACUGCAGCCCAGAGGCAACUAGAAUCAGAUGAGCUGUAUGCUCGUCAACUUGCCGAACACUACAACCGACGCGCACAGCAACCCCAGUGGGAGGGUGGCCCUCCGCAUGAGCGUUCCCGAAGGGGUAGCGAGCACUCGGAUGAAAGGGAGUAUAGCUUCUUUGAUGACGACCUCCCCGUGAUCCGCGAAAAUAUCCGCAAGGGAUUCUUGGACACCCAGACCAAAGUCAGCUCUUGGUUCCAAACCGUGAAAAAGCGGCUCGACGGUGAAGAAGAGGAAGGUGGCCAACCAAGCCAGGGCUACGAUAAUGAAGGUUACAAUCGACCGAGGCGAAGCGGAGAUCUUGGUCGUCGCAGCGGCGACCGCGAACGUUACGACGCCGAUCCUCAAGUCUUGGGUGAUGACUUUUCUGCGCUUGAAUUGAGAGAUUCAGAAGCUCCGCCUGCGCAACCUCCCAGACCUCUCGCGAACUCCAAUCUUUACAAGUCCUCCUCGCCUUCCCCCGACAGGCGCAAGGUGUCUUUCCAAGAAGGCCCGCCCACCGAAAUUGGUAACAUUUAUGACGCAUCCGAACCCGCCAAGCGCAGCUCCACGGGAGGAAAGCCUAGCAAGUGGCAGCCGCUCUCGACAGUGGAACCAUCUCCCGUCGGGGACCACGAUCCGUUUAGCCUAGGUGACAGCGAAGACGAGAAGGACACGAAGUGUAAGGAUCCGCAGGCCACAGACGAGACGGAUCGCAUAAAGGACACAGCCGAGACAAUGACCGGCGAGCUCGGCUCUGCGUCGAAAGAUAGCCAGAAGGCGGACAACGCGGGGAAACCAUGA